CUGGGAAAAGCUCGUGUCAAAGCAGUUGGGCAGAUGCAGCGACCAGGGGCAGCCAUGGCAGCACAAAAACAAAGGCACGGUGGCUGAGCCGCCCACGGGGAAAACGAGAAUCCCGUCGAAUUCAGCGUCAGCCAACAGUCAAUUUCCUGCCGAUGCGUCCUUGGCACACCCCGCUAUGCCCCUUUGGGUGCUUAUCGCUCUUAUCGUGCCCUCCAGGAUGAGGUCAUCUGCAGAAACGAGAGAUCAACGGCCCCGUUUGGUUGGCUGGAAAAAGGCCUCGUCAGCUGAAAAGAGCGGGGCCGUCCCGAUGCUUUGAGAUGAACCACUUCAAAACUGAAAACUUCUACGAGAUCAAACGAGAAAUAUCAAAAGCCACAGCCUCCUCCUCUACCAACCACAUCUCCGUGUGCCGAUAUGCCAUUAGCCAUCCAACAGACAAACACACGAUCCGGUUGAUUCCAGCAGACAAAAAAAUCAGGGCUGAGCUCUGUUGGCUAGCCGGAUUCGCCUGAUUUGUAGUAGGGAUGGCGCGAGCAGCGUAUGAGCUGUUCCAGACAACCUUCGCGGUCUCCACUUUCUACCACAGGCUCUGCAAGCAAGUAAGCAGGGUUGAAGCAAGCCUUGACAUGACAGAGGUGCGAGAUAGCAUCUCCAGGAUGAGGGUCCAUGUUGCGAGCUACUGCCCAAGUAACUAUAUGUAACCAGUAUGUAGACGACCUGCCACCAGGUUGUUCGUAGUGUAUCUAGUCAAUAUCUAAUUAGCAGGAAUGAUACGGUCACCGUAAGGUAACUAGAACUGCAUACCGGGACAUAGUCGCCAUUGCUUUUUGGACUAGUUGACCCAACAGUCGCUUUUGUCGGUGUUUUCAUCUUCAGACCAGCUUGUUGAAGAUAGGAGAGGCGUGCCCUUUGCGAAUAUCCUUGAGGACGCUUCUGUGGCGUUUUCCACUCAUCCUGGAGAGUAUGAUGCAAUGAGGAGAAAUUGACUGAGGCAUAUGGAUGAAAUAGGAUGAGGGGGAAGCUGGAUUUGUUGUAUUCGCGAAGUGAAGCGGGAAACGCGAUUAAAAUGUUGGCAAUUUUGAUGGGCAAGCCUGGAAAGCAGAAUCUGACCGUGCCUUACCACUCUACCUCACCACUGGCGAAAAUCGACAAUGACUACCCUCACGACUCUCUCGAACGAGCUACUGGAAACGAUAUGUGAUGCACUCCGGGAAAUGCCUGAGGGGUGCCAUCCAACAAUGGAGAAUGGCCUUGGGGCCCUGUACACCCUCACUCACCAGCCACAGGCUUCGCGGUGUUGCCGAAUAUCAUCUCUACCGACUCGGGGUGGAAGAGUACAAGGCACUGCCUCUGGCCUGGACGGCUCUUACCGGCCGUGCUGUCACAUUUCUCAAGGCCGUUGGCUACGGCGGUGCGGAUCCGAACACUGGGUUCAAGUUUUUCUACUCAGGCCCUUCUGGAUGUGGUUCAAAUGACAUCAUUGAACGUGAUCUCCAACGUGGUCUCACCACAAGAGAACAUGGAACGAGGGUGUUUCCUCAACCCCUCAAAACAAACUAUCUCGCUAUGCACGAGGUAUCCCAUCUCGUUAUGCAGGCCAUAUCACUCCUUGGUGCCUUCAGCUUGAUGUUCUCGUACCAACCCAACGCAUCGUCUUUGGUGACGAAAGUUCGCACCUCUCGUGGGCCGACGCUGAUCAUUUGCCUCCUGGAAACCACCAACACAACGACCGAGACAUGGAGGACGACCGGCAGGGCCUUGGCAAUGUGUCGAACUCAGCGAAGGCGAUGGCGAGUGGGAAGCCCAGAUGGUCGAGUCGGGCGAGAGGGUUACUCGUGCAUACACCGCGUUGCACAUAGCGGCCGGGCGGGGGCAUCUCGAAAUUGUGACACUCUUGUUGGACCAUGGUGCUGAUCUCCAACGCCAGUCUACAGGGUUCUGCGGUUGCUCGCCUCCGCGUUCGGAAUGGGAGGAGAUUGAACGCGAAUGGGCCUACGACUAUUAGGAGGGUGGAGAAGAGACAUGGACACCACUCCACGUCGCCUUGUGCUCUAAUAAUGACGAAGUAGCUCAGCUCCUCAUCUCGCGCGGGGCUAACGUCAGAAACACGGGCAGCUUGAAGUGGUCUGUAUAUCACCAAUUGGCCUUUACGGCAAGCUCGACUUCCUCCGCAUUGUCCUAGACAGGCUUCCCCUGCAGGUUGCCGAGAUUCGCGACGUCAACGAGACAACUCCAUUGACCUAUGCCUGCUUGGGACACCAUGUCGACUCUCUCGUUCCGUUUCUCCUCAGUUAUGGUGGGAGAAUCAACGAGAAAACCUACAUUAGCCUUUGUUUCCAAAAAUGCGGUUUUUGCGAAUCCACUGGGCCAGGCAUUUGCUUUGGGCUACUUACAAGACGCUCUCCAGCUUCUCAAAUACGGUUCCGAUCCGACAGACGACAUUCAGGUGGAAAUAUCUGAGGCUCCAGUUGACAGGGAAUCAUGGAUUCCUCCGUUAGUUAUGUGCUGUUAGCCGGGACUCAAUAAUGACAAAUCACAAGAAGAUGCCCGCCUCGAGCUACUACGUAGACUGGUCAAUCCCGAAGGCCCUUUCGAUUGGGAUAUUCCGGGGCCCUACGAUGGCCCUGGAUACUACCCCUCUGUCGCCACUUUUCUUUCUUUGGCAGCUUGGUGUUCUAUCAAGGGACUUGUCAAGACGUUAUUAGAAGCCGGCGUCGACGACAAUUCGUGUGACAACCUGGACAGGAAUGCGUUGAUGACGUUGGUGGGCGACGUGUUUUCAUGGAAGGCAGACCAGCUGGUGUUACGCGGUCAUUUCCAUAUCCCUCAAGAAAUGGAAGACAACGAGUACUAAGACUCUGUUCUUGGGAUGGUUCGACUGCUGCUAGAUGCCGGAAUUCGUCCCAACCAUCAGGACGCGUUUGGAAGAACUGUGCUGCACCACCUGUUUAUGGCGCAGCCUGGCUGGCGACCAGACCGGUUGAAGCCUGACGAGGCAGGGGAAAUCGUUGGAUUGCUUCUUGCAAAAGGCACAGCUUCCCUGAUUUGAGACAAGCAGGGCUGCUCCGCCCUAAGGAGAGCCGUCAGGAGCAAAUGCAAAUGGGCUCUGGAGGUCAUGUGCCGGACAUGCCGGUUUGAACUGAGGGACGCUUUCCCCACUCACACGACGAGGUGUUUGAUGUGUUGGUCGACUGCGACUGCGACCGACGACCUGAAUCCGAAUUGCCGCGAAAUCGUGAUGUAGAGGGGGGUGCGUACGACGAGCUGGCAGAGUAUUGCGGUUAUAAACGCGCAAAGGAUUAUGAUCGUGUACGUACACAUUACUACAGUGAUUAUCCACUUGAGUCUUUCGAUUCGGGUGGGCAAUUUUUCUGCAGCAAGAGCCAGACCGAAGAGCUGGUCCAGUUGCUGUGCAAUCUCGAUCGCACAGCCAGUUGCGAUCGAGACCAGGAGAUCGGCCAUGACGAGGGCCACGCUCUUCGCUACGCGGGUUCUGUUAUCAGGGAGCGUUUGGAAGAGGCACUGGAAGCAGGUUCCGCGUCAAGCCGACUCCGUCAAAGACAGAACUAGGCAAGAAAGCCAGCACCCCACGAAAGACAGCCGAGAAUACAUUAUUAGAUACAACACAGGAGACAAGUCAAGUGUUGGGAGGCUCCAUGGUCCUCUUCUUUGCAGGCCUUCUCUUUGCUCGCCGAUAUGCAUUUUUGACCAGCAUGUAUACAUAGCUACCUACCUUCAACUACGCACACUUUGGGCCACUGCCUUGCUUUUCUUCCUUUUCUUACCUUCUAGAUACAUCACUAACAUCACUUGUCCUGGUCUAUAAUUCUGGUGCCUCCACGCCAAUGGGGUCGUUAUAUGUCGGGGCACUUGACUGACGAGGAGUUUGGUUAGGCAGUGGUCGCCGUUAAGUUCAUCGCUUUGGAGGUUGCCAAGAAGUCAGCGUGCUCGUGCUCGUGCCAGGAGGGUUGCUAAGCAUGGAAAGGCCUUGUGUUGUGAGGAUAUCUCUGUGAGAGCGAGGUAGAUAGCCUAAUAGCAUGACCGACAACUACGGCUACUCAUCGGUACUCUCGGAGUCUUCCCAUUCGUUGGUGGGGUUGACGAUGGAAGUGGAGCCAAAGGGCAUUGUGGGUCAGUGGCAGGGCCAGGGGCAGGGCGGCAGGGGUUACUAUUAUUAUCAGCGCUUAUCGAUAAGACGGUCCAAAAAAAUGGCCCAAGAGUCUGUCGCAGAGCGGCCACUGAGAUUUUCUUUGCGACUUUGCGCACCACACCCCGGUCGGUCCAUUUAUCAAUUGACUGCUUUUUCCGCUCUCGCAACCCGCCAAAAUGUCUGCCGGAAAGAAGCACGCCCGCCCCGACGGGGAGGAGCAGGCCGUUCGCUCCUCCAAGAAGGCAAAGACCGACGAGGUUGCCAAUGCCACGACCGACGCCGAUGGCUCCGACUUGAAGGCCGAGAAGAAGAAGCAGAAGAAGAAGGACAAGAAGGAGAAGGAGAAGAGGGAAAGGGGGGAGAAGAAGGAAAGGAAGGAGAAAAAAGAGAACAAGGAGGACGCCAACGAGCAAAAAGACACCGAGAUCCCCGACGCCGACGCCGACGCCGAGUCCGGGCCCAAGGCUGAGAAGACGGACAAGAAGAAGGAUAAGAAGAAGUCUAACAAGUCCAAGUCAUCCGAGGAGCCUAUCGCCAGCGCUUCCGAUGACGAGAUAAAGGCUUACCUGACCAAGGAGGAGAUCAAAAUCGAGGACCCAUCCAACAGCCCUCUGCAGCCCAUCCUCAAGUUCACCCAGCUUCCCACCUCCAAGCUCAUCGCCAAGAAGCCCUUCGCCGCCUACAAUGCCCCCACUCCCAUUCAGGCCGCUUCCUGGCCCUUCACCCUUGCCGGCCGCGAUGCGAUCGGUAUUGCCGAGACGGGUUCUGGAAAGACCAUGGCCUUCGCUCUGCCCUGCGUCGAGAAGCUUAGCAUCCACUCCAAGAAGGCGUCCAAGGACUACCGCAGCACCCGCCCACGCGCCGUCAUUGUGGCACCCACCCGUGAGCUGGCCAUGCAGACGCACGAGGCUGUCUCUGGGCUGGCUUCUCAGGUCGGUCUCACGGCCGUCUGCAUCUACGGUGGCGCGAGCAAGGAUGACCAGCGCGCGCUUCUGCGCAAGAACAGCGGUGCCGAUAUCAUCACGGCGACCCCUGGCAGAUUGAAGGACUUCCUUUCCGACAACACUGUCAACCUCGGCGACGUCAUGUUUGCCGUGCUCGACGAGGCCGAUCGCAUGCUGGACAAGGGUUUCGAGGACGAUAUCAAGCUGAUCUUGGGUGGCUGCCCGCCAAAGGAGGAGCGCCAGACGCUGAUGUUCACUGCGACAUGGCCAACAAGUGUGCGUGUUCUCGCCGAGAGCUUCAUGGUCAACCCCGUCAAGGUCACCAUUGGAAACCGCACUCGCGCCGGCGAAGAUGGGAACAGCAGUGGUACCGUCGAGUUGCAAGCCAACAGCAGAAUCGAGCAAAAGGUCGAGGUCGUCGAUCCCCGGGGCAAGGAGCAACGGCUCUUGGAGCUUCUCCGUGAAGCACAGAAGGGCUCGGCCAAGAACGACAGGAUAUUGGUGUUUUGCCUGUACAAGAAGGAGGCGGUGCGCGUGGAGCAGUUCCUCGAAAGGCGAGGCAUCCGCGUCGCUAGUAUCCACGGUGACCUCCGACAGGACCAGCGUACCAAGAGCCUGGAGGCCUUCAAGGCCGGUACCACAUCGGUGCUGGUUGCCACAGAUGUUGCCGCCCGUGGGUUGGAUAUCCCCGAGGUUAAGCUUGUCAUCAACGUCACCUUCCCCUUGACCAUCGAGGACUAUGUCCAUCGCAUUGGCCGAACAGGCCGUGCCGGAAAGACAGGCAAGGCCAUCACGCUGUUCACUGAGCACGACAAGGCGCACUCUGGCUCCCUCGUCAACAUCCUCAAGGCCGCCAAGCAAGACGUGCCAGAAGAUCUCUUGAAGUUUGGCACCACCGUCAAGAAGAAGGCCCACGACUCGUAUGGUGCUUUUUACAAGGAUGUGGACAUGACCAAGAAGGCGACCAAGAUUACUUUCUAA
Podospora bellae-mahoneyi is the source of this 6075-nucleotide messenger RNA. RefSeq names its product RNA-dependent ATPase (gene DBP3). Lineage: Eukaryota; Fungi; Ascomycota; Sordariomycetes; Sordariales; Podosporaceae. The record is from RefSeq and is a predicted model, not a curated record. Gene Ontology annotation, molecular function: ATP binding; nucleic acid binding. Bases 4327 to 6075 code for a protein of 582 amino acids. The transcript is spliced from 3 exons.